Molecule: messenger RNA, 1953 nt
Organism: Gadus morhua (Atlantic cod)
Lineage: Eukaryota; Metazoa; Chordata; Actinopteri; Gadiformes; Gadidae
Gene: zpr1
Product: ZPR1 zinc finger
Exons: 1
Coding region: 188-1513 (441 amino acids)
Cellular component (GO): nucleus
Molecular function (GO): zinc ion binding
Source: RefSeq, a predicted model, not a curated record
UCCGACACCAACGAAGAAAACACAAGUGCGUUUGUGGAGCAGAAUCAGCAAAAGUAAACAGUCUGUCACUCGCAACAUCCUUCAUUUAGAAAGUUCCAGAAUAAAUAAACACCGAGAAGAGCUCAGCGGCAGCGGUUGGGGAACACGGUUUACUGCGGGAUCACUAUCACCGAACCAGACGACAACCAUGUCUAUCAUUCACGAGGAGAGCGUGCGGGGCGGCAGCAUGUUCCGGGACAUCAACGCCGACGACGAGGACUCACAACCCACCGAGAUCGAGAGCAUGUGUAUGAACUGUCACGAAGACGGUAUGACCCGUCUGCUGCUCUCCAAGAUCCCCUUCUUCAAGGAGGUCAUCGUCAGCUCCUUCCGCUGCGACCACUGCCACUGGUCCAACACGGAGAUCCAGUCCGCGGGCCGGAUCCAGGACCAAGGCAUCCGCUACACGGUGAAGAUCAGGUCCAAGCCGGACUUGGACCGGGAGGUUGUGAGGUCUGACAGCGCCAUCACCAAAAUCCCUGAGCUUGAUUUCGAGGUGCCCGCGUACACGCAGAAAGGCUCUCUGUCCACCAUCGAGGGGCUACUGGACCGGGCCGUGGUCGCCCUGCAGCAGGACCAGGGUGUUAGGAGGGCGGAAUUCCCCGACCUGGCCCUCCAGAUAGACGAGUUCGUCAACAAGUUGCAGAAGUUGAAGCAUGUGGAGGAGGAGUUCACGCUGAUCAUCGAGGACCCCUCUGGGAACAGCUUCGUGGAGAACCCCGUCGCCCCCCAGAAGGACGAGGCGAUGACCGUGACCCACUUCACCCGGACGGUCGAUCAGGACGCCCAGCUGGGCCUGUAUCCGGAGAACCAGCUGGAGGAGGAGAAGACUGAGAACAACCUGGAGGCCAUGCGGGGCGAGGUGCUAAAGUUCAAGACUAACUGCCCCGAGUGCAACGUGCCCGCCUCCACCAACAUGAAGCUGGUGCAGAUCCCCCACUUCAAGGAGGUCAUCAUCAUGGCGACCAACUGUGACGACUGCGGCCACCGGACCAACGAGGUGAAGUCCGGCGGGGCAACCGAGGCGCUGGGCACCAAGAUCACCCUCCACGUCACGGACGCCUCAGACAUGAGCCGAGACCUGCUCAAGUCCGAGACCUGUGGCAUCCUCAUCCCGGAGUUGGAGUUUGAGCUGGGCAUGGCGGCGGUGGGCGGGAAGUUCACCACCCUGGAGGGUCUUCUGACCAACAUCAAGGACCUGAUCGUCUCCAAGAACCCCUUCCUGUGCGGGGACAGCAGCACCAGCGACCGCAGCGAGAAGCUGCAGCAGUUCGGAGCGAAGAUCGACCGGAUCAUGGCGGGGGAGAUGGACGUGCACAUCAUCUUGGACGACCCGGCGGGCAACAGCUACAUCCAGAACGUGUACGCACCGGACCCAGACCCCGAGCUGACCAUCGAGAAAUACACGCGCACGUUCGAGCAGAACGAAGACCUCGGGUUGAACGACAUGAAGACGGAGGGAUACGCUGAGUGAACAGGCCCAGUUGAACUUGGAUUCAGCACAAAAACUUUUGCCGUUUUACUUUUGAUGGGAUGGGAUGGUGAUGGAACCUUGCCACAUUUUUUUUUAUUUGUGAGCAUUUAUGGUUAUUGCUUGUUCAAAUCAAAAAACGGAAUUCCCGUCGUCUAUUUCCAUGUGUAGUCCCAUCAAUUUAAGAAUAUGCGUUAUGAGUUUUCAAAUUAAAUAAACACGUUUAAGAAAUAUGACAGUGGAGGGUGGUGAUUUCCCUCCACUCGAGGGAACAAGAAUUCCAUCGCAUUCAUCCACUCUAGGCUUGUACCCAUGAUGGGUUAUUGCAUUAUUAGGACUUUCCAGAAGAUGUCGCUAGAUAAUUUGGCAUCGUCAGAGUUUUGUUUGAAUUUCAUUAUUUUACGCUAGUCUACAUUAAAGAAAAUUUGAAGUUGUCCCCGAAA